Molecule: messenger RNA, 1213 nt
Organism: Vombatus ursinus (common wombat)
Lineage: Eukaryota; Metazoa; Chordata; Mammalia; Diprotodontia; Vombatidae
Gene: CCDC28B
Product: coiled-coil domain containing 28B
Exons: 5
Coding region: 158-751 (197 amino acids)
Source: RefSeq, a predicted model, not a curated record
GCCACUGCUCCUUGUUCUCCCCUCUGGGACCAUGCCCCAGUGUCCUUGCCUCCAGAACAUCUCAUCAUGACUGCAGCCCAUCAGUCUCUCUCUUCCCCAGGCUUACUCCCCAAGGGCACCCCAACCUCUCAGGAGCCAAGCCUGGACGCACACCGACAUGGACGACAAGAAGAAGAGGAGAAGCCCUAAGCCCUGCCUGUCGCAGCCUGCACCCCCUGCCGGUGCACUGCGCAGGGUCCCGGUCCCUACCAGCCGAAGUGCCUCCUUCUCCUUGGGCCUGCCCCACCUUCCAUCCCCAAAGCAGCGGACCAAGUUUAAGAGGGUGACCAAGGAGAAGUGCCGCCCCGUGCUAGCUGGUGGAGGGGGUGCCCCAGCAGGCACACCCUUGCAGCACUCCUUCCUGACAGAGGUGACUGGAGUCUACGAGAUGGAGGGAGGACUACUCAACCUACUCAAUGACUUCCAUUCUGGCCGGCUCCAGGCCUUUGGGAAGGAAUGUUCCUUUGAGCAGCUGGAGCAUGUUCGAGAGAUGCAGGAGAAGCUGGCUCGGCUGCACUUCAGCCUGGAUGUGUGUGGGGAGGAGGACGACGACGAGGAUGAGGCCGAGGCCGAAGGGCUGCCCCAGGAGCAGAAGAAAACCGUGGCUGAUCGAAACCUAGACCAGCUGCUUAGCAACCUUGAAGACCUCAGCAACUCUAUGUAUCCUUUGGAGGGGACAGAAGCUGCACCUGGCAGAGAACGCAGAGCCUGAGGAGGCACCCACGGCCUGAGGGGAGGCCCUUGCCUGGGACCCUUUCAAACUUGCUCUCAGCCUCAGUUUCACCACGAUGGCUGGGUGAGCAGCUGGCCUCUCUCAGAUCUGAGGGGAUGAGAAAGGAGCCCAGGCCCCUUCAUGACCUGACUCUGUGACCUUGACUGGGACCUGGCCACAGCCCUUGGAACUGUGUGACCCUGGGCCUUCUGACCCCAAAGACCCAGACAUAUGACCCUUUCUUGGGACUCGAGGCCCUCUGACCGCACACGACUCUGAGUUCUGACGCAGGCUGUGACCCCCAGGUCCUCUGACCUCACAUGACCCCAAGCUCUGACCAGACUGUGCCCUCCGACUUCACGCGACCUUGACCUCUGACCCAGGCUGUGAUUCCCUCUGGCCCCACUGGAGCUGCUCAGGCCUGGCCGCAGGCAGCUGAAUUAAACCUAAGGAUGGACGGAC